This is a messenger RNA of Peniophora sp. CBMAI 1063, 390 nucleotides long. The record is from the annotation of a GenBank genome assembly. NCBI's taxonomy places the organism in Eukaryota, Fungi, Basidiomycota, Agaricomycetes, Russulales, Peniophoraceae.
AUGUCCGCUGGAAAGAGCUACAAGGCUCUCAGAUGGGUUAGCAUGGUCCUCGAGCUGCUUCUGAAUGCGCUGGUGUGCGGCUUCGCAGAGGCUGGAGUGCUCGCUGAGCACAUUAGCACAUCAAAUCUGGAUGUACAUCUGCGGCAUUGGCGUGGCCGCGGCCAGCUCCUGGUCAUCGGCUUGUGGAAAGGAAGGGGUGAAGUUUCUCGACGAGACGCUAUCUCAUUCGCGCGCCGCGCUCUCCUGACGCUGCACAUUGAUGUGUUCCAUGCGCUAUCGUUCCCCCCUUCAUAUGCGCCCGUUAAGCUGAUCUACACUUGUUGCUCUACCUGGUACACCUUCUGCCAUUUCCGUCCAUCGGCUUCACAUGCUGAGAAGGCUACGUUCUAG